UACUAUUGUUUCCUCUCUUUGAUAUACAUAAAAUGUUGUAUUGUUGGGGAUAUCUGUCAAAUAUUUGAUGUCUGGGAUUUAUGGUUUAUAUUUUCCCCCCCACAGAAUACUUGUCUGGUGUUCUACAGUUUAGCCACUUGGGGGCAGUGGUGUCAAGCAGAUAUUGAGCUCACGCUAUACUUCAGUAGCAAAUCAAGUCAAACGCAGCUCUCCUCAGUCUCCUCCUGUGUGUUCUGCUCAUUUUUCAACGCGGGACAGUUUUGCCUAUAUUUUCUUGAGAUGUCACUCAGUGAGAAAAGUGAUGAGGAGAUCAGCAGUCUACUUGCUGAGUAUGGCAUCAAACAUGGACCCAUAGUGGACUCCACUCGGAGGUUGUAUGAGAAGAAGCUGGAAACGGCCAUGGAGAAUGUUUCAGUGAACGCUUCGCCCGAUAAGACGUACUACAGAGAGGAAGAGGAGGAAAUAACCUACAUCACCUACCACACUCCGGUCAAACAUGAGAGUUAUACAAACGUUGUGAAACGAAGAGGCAACACGGAUCCGGACGAUGAAGAGGAGGAAUCGGACCAAGACACAGAACCUGCCGUACAGAUGACCAGCACAACAGCCAAUCACAGCGCAGUCCAAUCCAGGAAGCCGCUCACAAAGUCCGGAGGCGGCAUGUGGACCGUGAUUCGGCUGCUGUUGUCGUUAGCCGUGUUAGCAGCUCUCCUCUACUAUGUCUACUGCUACGUGAUGAACAAAGAAGAAAAUCCUACAGGUGUUCAGUGAUUUAAUGUGUUGAUAUAUAUCACUGUCACUGACAACGUGGCUGCCAGUGGGGAUUUUAGCCACUUAAGUCUACAGUGAUGUGAAAUGACAGUUUAUUUUUGCCAUUUAAAAGCCUUUCCCACCUGGAAACUGAACUUUUGUAAACAACUCGUUCUUCCACACCAAAGUCCAUAGAGAAAAUCAGAGUUUUUAGCGUGUUGGGACAUGGUAACUGCUGGUCUACCACUGUCAUUUUUACUACAUUUUUUUUCACUCAGGUAACUCCGAAUUAAGAGAUUUUCUAAAUAAAUGUCAUAAAAGAACCCAUUUUAAUUUACUGAUGUAUGAAGCAGUGGACCAACAACUCCUGUGUGCUGUGAUGUAAACUUUGGUGUGUGGUUUGAUUUUGAACUAAAGUUUUGAGUUUGUUUAAACUGUAAGAUAAAGCAACAAACACAAAGUUAUUGCAGACUUAAGCAGGCAUAGAAUUGAUUGGUUAUUAAGUCGCUUAAAUCUAAUAUCUUGUCACCACUGGCAGUCACGUUUUCAGUGACAGCGAGACUUUGUGGCUCCGAAUGAUUCCAGUGCAGACAGCAUUGACCCAGCGAUUAAACCCAAAGAACUAUCCUUCAAGGUGUUUUGUCUUCCCCUUUAAUAUUUAAGUGAGGGUCUCUGGGGUUAUUGUUGACUUAUUUUUCUUAGUUUGAGUUUGUCGUAUUCUUAUUUUAAAAUGCAGCGUGACACAUGUAGAGUGGACCCUAAAAAUGCAAAAAAGCACCACAUUCCGUGCACCUUUUUAAGGCCAACCAUCGUCUAUGCUUUUUCUUGGCAUCAUCAGAUGCUUUGAGUCUUCACUGUGGCACCAAAUAUGGAUCAGUCCUGGUGAACCACAUUGUCCAGGUGUGUUUUUAGAAAAAAACAUAUUUUAAACGGGCCAAUACACAGUUUAUCUGGACAUGGUUUGUUAUUAUGGGAUGUGCUGACACUAAGAAAAACAAAAGAAUGAUGCUCCUGCUUUCCUUUAAUUGCUUUGCUUUGCUUGCACAAAAAUGCUUUCCUGCCAUGCAGAGAUUUGUGGAUUAUAUUUCUUAAAUGAAGCCCUUUUUUGUGAUGUUUUACUAAACAUACAUGAUAAUAUAUCAUGAAGCUGAAGUGUUCUUAUAUAUGUGCAAUGAAAAACCAAAGACUCUUGUGCAUUAAAAACCUGAAACUGAA
Messenger RNA from Solea solea (common sole), 1965 nucleotides. RefSeq names its product emerin (gene emd). NCBI's taxonomy places the organism in Eukaryota, Metazoa, Chordata, Actinopteri, Pleuronectiformes, Soleidae. The record is from RefSeq and is a predicted model, not a curated record. The transcript is spliced from 8 exons. Bases 280 to 771 code for a protein of 163 amino acids.